CGCGCAGAAAGUGAAGCUGUUCAGAGCCAGCGACCCGCUGCUCAGCGUCCUCAUGUGGGGGGGUGAACCACUCGAUCAAUGAGCUGAGCCACGUCCAGAUCCCUGUAAUGCUCAUGCCGGACGAUUUCAAAGCGUACUCCAAGAUAAAGGUGGACAAUCACCUUUUUAACAAAGAGAACAUGCCGAGUCAUUUCAAAUUUAAGGAAUAUUGCCCAAUGGUUUUCCGCAACCUGAGAGAAAGGUUUGGAAUUGAUGAUCAGGAUUUUCAGAAUUCCUUGACAAGGAGCGCACCACUUCCGAACGACUCGCAGGCACGCAGUGGAGCGCGAUUCCAUACUUCCUAUGACAAAAGAUACAUCAUCAAAACAAUCACAAGUGAAGAUGUGGCUGAAAUGCAUAACAUCCUCAAGAAAUACCACCAGUACAUUGUGGAAUGCCAUGGGGUUACCCUUCUUCCUCAGUUUUUGGGCAUGUACCGGCUUAAUGUUGAUGGAGUGGAAAUAUAUGUGAUCGUGACAAGAAAUGUGUUCAGCCACCGUUUAUCUGUUUAUAGGAAAUAUGAUUUAAAGGGGUCUACUGUGGCUAGAGAAGCUAGUGACAAAGAAAAGGCCAAAGAACUGCCAACUUUAAAGGACAAUGAUUUUAUCAAUGAUGGCCAAAAGAUUUAUAUCGAUGACAACAACAAAAAGAUGUUUCUUGAGAAACUUAAAAAGGAUGUGGAGUUUCUUGCCCAGCUCAAGCUUAUGGACUACAGCUUGCUGGUUGGAAUUCAUGAUGUUGAGAGAGCAGAACAGGAAGAGGUAGAGUGUGAGGAAAAUGAUGGUGAAGAGGAAGGGGAAAGCGAUGGGACCCACCCUAUUGGAACUCCUCCAGACAGUCCAGGAAACACACUCAACAGCUCACCGCCCUUGGCUCCUGGGGAAUUUGAUCCAAACAUUGAUGUCUAUGGGAUAAAAUGCCAUGAAAAUGCACCUAGGAAAGAGGUCUAUUUUAUGGCUAUUAUUGACAUUCUUACUCAUUAUGAUGCAAAAAAGAAAGCUGCCCACGCUGCAAAAACUGUUAAACAUGGCGCUGGUGCAGAGAUCUCAACCGUGAACCCUGAACAGUAUUCAAAGCGCUUCUUGGACUUUAUCGGCCACAUUUUGACGUAACCUCCCAUAUUGCCCAGGGGAUGGACAGACAUGAGAUGCGGGAACACAGCAGAGCUGGUUUCAAUUAAGGAAGAAAAAGAAUGGAAAUGGAACUCAGUGACAUGCUCUUCUUGCAGAAAAGCAAGCCUCCUCACGUUUACCUCCUCAGGCCAAGAUGAUGGACUAGGGGGCGAUUUGCUCUAACAGCUACCUGAUAUUUCCCAGCAUAGCUCUAGCUACUUCUGACUCUUUUGUGUGUGUGCAUUUAAAAAAAAAUUAAAAUAUAAUUAAUUAAUUAAAAUAGAUUAGCUUUACUCAGAGCAGGUUGCAGUAGUGACCCUCUGAUACAGCUAGCUGUGGUGGAGUGAAUGAAUGAAUGAACAAGUGGGGGGAGGGGAGAACCAGAUGCAUGUCAUAGCAGCCACGUUGGCAUCCAACUGUAAACUGUGGAUCAGUUUAUUUUUUGCGUUGAAAGACAUGAGACAGUAUUCAUAAUAAUAAUAAUAAUAAUGAUGAUGAUGAUGAUGAUUUAAAAAAAAAACAUACCGCGAAUGUUACACUUCUAUUCCGCACGCUGGCGCACUCCUUAAUAACUGUAAAGUUAACCCCUUGGCACCAGACGGGUGGUUAGCAUUCCCCGCCUUUGCCUUUGCACUGUUUUGCCUCAAGUAUAUCAUGUCAGAACUUCCAGCGUCAAGGAGUUACUUUCUCUCUUCUAAUGGGAGGCUGAUGUUAUAGUUGCUCUGUCAGUUACAUUUUCACCUCAGUAAAUUAUGUCAAGGAAAAACUGCUUAUUCUCUUUUAUUGCCUGGAGCUUCUCCAUUGUUACACUCUUCUAUUGCAACAUAAGAAUUGAUGCUACAUGGGAAAAAAAUAGCUUUUGGGGGGGGACUGCAUAGUUUUGGGCAAUAGUAUCAUCUUCCAACUUGAGGGGAUGAGCAAAGUGAUAGAAAUCUCAAUUCUCCUGCUACGGAAGGAAAACAAAUCUGAAAUUUUAAAAUGCUUGUUUUUGACCACUGAUUAAGCAGUGGUAUUUUGUUAUAAAUUAUCCCUUUCAUGGAAACCUUCAAUUUUACUGUUUACAUUAUUAGGAAAACAGGGAUACUUUUGAAUCUAAAAUUUUAUGUACAGUAUGUGAUUUUUUUGAAGUUUACAUGUAAAGUUAUUUUGCAGCGUAGAUGAAACAAUGUUUGCAUUUCUUGAGGUGUAUCAUGCAGCAAUGUACCAGAAUGGAUACUUCUUCCAAGUCCACGAUAGAUAAGUCUUUUACAAUAAACUAAAAAAGGCCAUUCUGUUUUUGUUUCCUCUCAAAUGUUCUUUUGUCAACUGAAUGAUUCUUUUUCCGAAAUGUUUUUCCCAGAUCUGGUUGUGCAUAUUCAUUGCCUAAAACUGUGCUGAUUGCAUUUAAUCAUGUUUAAAAAUUUUUCAACAUUGAUCCUGUUUCUACCAGCUUCCCUGCAUCCUCUGAAAGGUGCCAAGCCAAAAGGAAUUAGGUUGGCUUAGAGUAUGUUAUUAACUUAUACACUGUGUUGAAGCUGUGCCUUUAAAAUUCUUUGUUUAAGUCAUGAGAUGAUUUUUUUUUGUAGGCAUUUUCAGGGGUAAAAAGAAAAAAUCACACCCUCCAAUGAUUACUUAGAAC
Molecule: messenger RNA, 2769 nt
Organism: Phascolarctos cinereus (koala)
Lineage: Eukaryota; Metazoa; Chordata; Mammalia; Diprotodontia; Phascolarctidae
Gene: PIP4K2A
Product: phosphatidylinositol-5-phosphate 4-kinase type 2 alpha
Biological process (GO): phosphatidylinositol phosphate biosynthetic process
Cellular component (GO): plasma membrane
Molecular function (GO): 1-phosphatidylinositol-5-phosphate 4-kinase activity; 1-phosphatidylinositol-4-phosphate 5-kinase activity
Source: RefSeq, a predicted model, not a curated record